ACUUGCCAGUACUGGCGGCAUGGCUGCAACGAACGCGUUGACGUUGUCAUCUCCUUCCGACUAUUUUUUAGUAUUUUUUACUAUUCUCUUAGUGCUGUUACUGAUACUGUGGUAGCCAAGAGCCUAGGCGAUCGAGCUGAUGCUGAACAUUUCAAGCGUGAUUUUCGAAGAAUUGUUUGCCUCCAUGAAAUUCGCUCUGUACCUGAGCCACAGCUGAUGAACGGCUUGUACUUGAAAGUACGUGUUAUUGCUUGAGAAAGACAACUCUUUGAUCCUAAGAAGUUAUGCAGUAACUCGAUUUCGAUCGUGAUCAGUCCGCAGUGCGAGUGAACUGUGGUCACGCGGACAGGCAGGAGUGUGAACAAUGGCAGACAGGGUGCGCUAUAACAUAGCCUUCUUACUUUCCAAUCUAGAUGCAUCCGUGAUCUUGGAACUCUUGCUGGAGAAUGAUGUGCUGGACGUUGAUGAAUAUGAUACUGCCUCUAGCAAGGAAAACGUGAAGUCUGAACUGACAAAGUACGUGGUGAGGCUGAUGCUGAAGAAAACAGAGGAACAGGUCGACACGUUCCUGAGGCUCAUGCAGCACAGCCAGCCUCAUGUAGCGGAACAUGUCGCCAGUACCAUGGCAAAGCGACGCGAUCCAACUGCCAGUGGAAAAACUGACCAUCCGACGAAGCCAAUAUCAAUGUCGGCAGAUGAUGAGUCCACACUUGGCUCGUCCUCCGGUAUCACCAUGACAACAGUUGGCAAACAGAAAACGCAGCCAUUGCAGCACACAGUGGGAGCUUGUCAGGCAGACCAGCAACGGACGUCCAACAGAUGUGAGCCAAUCUUCAAACAACCAGCAUCAGCUGAAACAACCGCCAAUGUAACUAAAACGGGUGCAACAUCCAAUACAACAUUGACUACAACACAGGAUUCAACAAGAUCAACAACUUCAAGCCAGUCAUCUCUACCGAACAAAGACCGACAUUUCACUGGCAGGAAUGACAUUGUUACAGAGAUCAGUCACAACAUUCUCACAACAAAGUCCAAGUCAUCACCUACACAAGUGCAGAGUCUUGUGGCACCAGCUGGUUUUGGUAAGACGUCCGUAGCCAUUGCUGUGGGACAUGUAUGUCGCAAUGCUGGUUGUCGUGUGGAGUUCUUUGACUUACGCGGUGUAGCUGGUGUUAACGCUGUCCAGGCAAUGAUUCAAAACCGACUCGAAACAAACCCAGCUUCAUCUGAAACUACUGGCAAGACAACGAAAUCAACUGAUGGCAGGGAUGAUGAUGGUGGCAAACAUCACAUGUUAUGUAUCCUAGACAAUGCCGAGGAUGCUAUCCAGGCUGGUGCUGAUAAAGAUCUCCAACUACAAGAUGUUGUAGAGCAAAUACUUCAACUACAACUCCAUGUCCAUGUCCUACUGACAAGUCGUGUUUACUUUGACCUACACGCUGCCCAGUUUAAACUACAACAACACCGUCUUGAUGGUCUGACAAAGGUUUGUGCUGUUGAUCUUCUCCAUGGUCUAUGUGUUGAAGGUAGUGUGAGCAUUGAAGAUGCACAGAGGUUAGUGGAUCAUUGUGGAAAUGUUCCACUUGCUGUACGCAUUACAGCUGGUCUUCUGCAAGGUGGUCGAUUAACUCCCACCAGGCUGCUAUCGUUGUUCAAGAAGAUUGGUCUUGAUGUGUUCAACGAUGAUGGUCUGAAACCGAAUCAUCGAAUUCUGCAGCUGUUGAAAGUAGCAUACAACACACUACGCCAGGAUGACAAAGAAUCAUUCCAUGCUCUAUCUCAACUGCACUCCUCGUUCUCAUCUAAGUGCGCUUGCGUGAUGGUGGAUUUUGUAGGUGAUGAUGUUGAUGUGGUUCAUCUUCUACGUUUAGAUCCGUUGAUCAAGAUUUGUUUCCUGGAUUACAAUUCGUAUUUGGAUCGCUACUCGUUACAACCAUUUAUCGCCGAGUUUGGUCGUUACCAAUGCCCAGAAGACAAGCAACACAUGUACCAACGGCGAAUGUGCAAGCAUUUCCUUGGCUUUGUGAAGGAAGUUGAUGACUGUAGAGGUUGUGGUGCAGACAAAGCAUUGUAUUGGAGUUACCAACUGCUUCAGGAACUGGUGAAUAUACAGAUGGCGUUGUCUGUUGUUGAUGUUUUGUCUGGCUAUGACUUGCUUCCUUUCUCUGGAUUAACAAAGUCAACGGGUAUCCUAUUUGCCUUGUUUGGGAGAGCAAUGUUUGUUGGAGAGUUUGUGGGCAGGAUACAAAGAUUGGACAAAGCACCGCUAUCUGUACAAGCUGACAGCAUUUGCACCUCGGUCCUGUGUUGUAUUUGCCGUCAAAGCAUUGCAGAUUCUGAUGUCACUUUUGAGAGUUCGGAUUCCAGAACCCAAAUGCUCCUGGAGAAAUCUGAACAAGAACCGACAGGAGUGGGGUCACCGCUGCAGCUACCUUUGAUGCAACUUUCUCUGGAGUCAUGCAGGCUAUCCAUGUCUCUGGACAUCGACUGCAGGGAAGGACAGGUUGAGCUCAGCCAGGAAACACUAUCCCGUCUUCAGGUGGUGUACCAGCGUGUUACAACAACACUGAGAAUGGGUCUUGCAACAGGUGUGACUGAAUGUGCCCUGAAACUCAUUCAACUGUAUUGUUCCACUCUGCUAAGCAAGGAUAUUCCCAAUGUACAGGUGGUAGAAGACCUUGCUAAGAGAGUGAUGUCAUCACGCUUCCUAUCACAGGAUGGUGCAGUCCUUUCAUGUACUGCAAUGUUCGGUUUUCUGCUACAAUGCAUUGCUGUGAUCCUGGGCAAGGUCAUGUCAAGUUCCUGUAGCAGUGAGUGGAUUAUUUCACCAUCAUUGAUUACAACACUGGGUAUACCACUGUGCAAGUGGAAACAUGUACCAACUGCUAUCAGCCGCACGGUCAAUACCCAUGACGACCACACUACUGUGUCUACUCUUCGGUUACAACGAUACCUGCACUCCAUGGAUAAUGACACAGUAGCCACACUACUGUACCUGUACUCGGGUGAUAUGUACAACACCGAGUACAUAUCCUUGGUAGUAAAUGGAAGGGCAUACACAACUCCAACGGGUCUCACUCUACCAGCACAGCAUCCCUACAACAUUGUGAUGGACUAUGUCAGGAGAUGGUGUCAUGGCUCAAAUCCAGCAGAUCACACAACAGCACUGAUUAACAACAGUAGCCAGAACAAGGUACCAGAUGUGGAAGUGAUGCAGUCUUGUAUACAGACAGCUAGAACACUGCUGAGCAUUGAGAAUACGAUCUUUGCACUUGUAGAAAUGUCCAAACUCUUCCCAGCGUUGAAGUCAUUGGUUAAUGAUCUCAGUGCUUACCUGCCGAGCAAUUGUGCAACUGGUCUCUCAGUGUCUGGAAUUGUGUACUUACCACCACAUGCUGGAGACGAUACGCUACUAUACUACUGUCUCAUUGCUGCCCUGCAUCGUCAAUCCAAGAGAGGCCAAGUGAGCAUUGAUCACCACAUUGCACUACUGGAAUGGUGUCCACGUGUAGCAGCAUGUUUUGUCUGCUAUGACCUGGACAACAUCAAGGCAUGUCCUCGUUGUGACAUGGCUUACCUGUGUGGUAAACAUCGUCAAACUGAUGAACACCUAAGUGAACACAACCAACACUGUGCUAUGCUGGCAGCACUCAGACGUCGCAUACUACAGGCUAGCUGAGCUUCUGAAAAUUUCUACUGGAUAGUGUUUAGCAGUUGAGAUUGGUGAAGAUGACCAGCACUGGACAGGGAUCAUUUCAAACAGCUACUGCAGUAAGAGAUACUCCAACAGCACACUACCUGUCAUUGAUCACAACACUGUGACAUCACUUGUAUAGACAUGAUGUAUACAGAUUGUCUAUGACACACACAGUGUUGUGUUACUAUGUAGAUAUAAUGAUCAACUGAACUACAUGUACUGUCUAGUCCAGUCUACUGUGGUAUCAGUUUUACUGAAUGUGUUCAUGUCUACUCUCACCUACUGUUUUUACACUAGUCACUGUACAGAAUAGUUACCGGUAUGUCAGUUAAACCUGCAAAACUCUACUCUACAAAUGUUUAUACUGCAAUGUAUAUUGCCAUAGCAGUGUCAGCCAUACCCUGUACAUACAAGUUCUUGCUAUUACCCUUGAGAUACACAUCAUAUUUUAUUCUAGUAUUGAAAUCUAGCAGCAAUGCUAGCAUUCAUGUGGCAAGCAAGAAAUACCCGUUGUGUGCUAUCAUGCCAAGUCAAAAAAAAUCAUCAUGAAUGUAGCCAAGGCUCGACUCGAGCACACAGACUUCAGCCCUUCCACGUUUCCAAUUGUGGCCGGCUUUUCAGUAGACCACAGGACAUAUCCUGCCUGAACAUGGCAAUGUGUCCAAGGUCCAAUGUGUUUGUGUGUACGCACAUGCACGCGUGCACACGUGAUUGUGUGUGUGUUUGUGUAUGUAUGUGUGUCUGUAUGUAUGUGUGUGUGUGUGUGUGUGUGUGUGUGUCCCAUAUGGUGCAGUGGUUUGUGUAUUCUAUUUCCAAUCGAGAGGUUGGGGGUUCAAUUCCCGACGAUUAUGGUCGCACACGUCUUUCUUCUCUUUCUCAUUCUCCAAGCUCUUCUUUCAUCCUCCUGGGUGGUUACCAACAGCCAGUGUAUGCCGGAGUAUGUGCUGUGGUGUGUGUGUGUGUGUCAAAAAAAUAAAAAAAUAGGGAUUCACCAGCCAGAAAAAGCCACUUCAAUCAGCUGUGUGGUGGAUACCAGGCUAAAAUUAGUGGCGGUCAAUUCAUCCGCCUUGCAAGCUGUUGAACGGUGUAAUCCCACCACAAGUUGCUAUGUAUAUACAUGUAUUGCCCAGGUUCAUUCAGCAUACGUUUUUCUUCUUUUCUCUUUAUGUUCACCACUCAUCCCCCUUUUUUUUUUUUGCUAAACAUUUGAACAUUUACACUGAUGUAUGAACAUUUACACUGAUGUAUAUUAUACAUUGUUUAUUUAUUUAUUUUUUUAUAUAAUAAUUAUUAUAUAUUUUUUGGUCCCAUCG
Messenger RNA from Sycon ciliatum, 5010 nucleotides. RefSeq lists its product as uncharacterized. Gene Ontology annotation, biological process: regulation of apoptotic process. The transcript has 4 exons. Bases 365 to 3679 code for a protein of 1104 amino acids. Lineage: Eukaryota; Metazoa; Porifera; Calcarea; Leucosolenida; Sycettidae. The record is from RefSeq and is a predicted model, not a curated record.